AUGGGUCAAGAUCACUUGGAAUUGUUCUUCGGUGCUGUGCGAGCAUGCGGAGGAUGGAAUAACAAUCCAACCACACGGCAGUUUGUAGCCGCGUACAAGCAACUGCUGAUGAGGCACAAUAUCAAAGGAGGUCAUGGAAACUGCGUUGCUCAAGAUGACACUCAGAUAUUAGAUUGCGUCAAAGAUCAGUGUGAAAUUGAAGAAACGCCGACUGGGAUCUCAGAUGUGGCGAUUGCAAGGCGAUACGACCUGGAGUUGAGAGAGCCAGCUGCCGUCGAUCAUGACUACUGUGAUGUGUCUAAUGCCAUUGAACUGUCUGAGUACAAGGAGGCUGCAAUAUCGUAUAUUGCUGGAUACGUCUCGAAGAUGGUGACGAAAAAGAUCCAUUGCACCCAAUGUACAACGGUGCUGACGACGAAGAGAACAUACCGGACUUGUUCGUAA
Molecule: messenger RNA, 444 nt
Organism: Dendronephthya gigantea
Lineage: Eukaryota; Metazoa; Cnidaria; Anthozoa; Malacalcyonacea; Nephtheidae
Exons: 1
Coding region: 1-444 (147 amino acids)
Source: RefSeq, a predicted model, not a curated record